Molecule: messenger RNA, 2589 nt
Organism: Fusarium oxysporum Fo47
Lineage: Eukaryota; Fungi; Ascomycota; Sordariomycetes; Hypocreales; Nectriaceae
Exons: 5
Coding region: 1-2589 (862 amino acids)
Biological process (GO): nucleoside metabolic process
Molecular function (GO): catalytic activity
Source: RefSeq, a predicted model, not a curated record
AUGUCGGACCCCCAGAAGUACACGGUCGGCUGGAUUUGUGCCGUCACCACCGAAUUUGUCGCCGCGCGAGCCCUUUUUGACGAGAAACACGACCAACUCGAAACAAUCGCCGAUAGUGACAAUAAUAACUAUGCUCUGGGGAAAAUCGGGAAGCACAACGUUGUCAUGGCUGUCUUGCCUAAAUCUGAGUAUGGCACGACCUCCGCCGCCACUGUGGCAAGGGACAUGCUGCGCAGCUUUCCAAACAUUCGUUUUGGAUUGAUGGUUGGCAUCGGCGGUGGUGCUCCAAGCGCAAAGCACGAUAUACGACUUGGCGAUGUUGUAGUGAGUGCCCGCGGCAAUGGGAAAGGCGGCGUGUUCCAAUAUGACUAUGGCAAGGCGAUUCAGGAGCAUGCGUUCGUGGCGACAGGGUCCUUGAACCAGCCGCCGCAAUUGCUUCUGACAGCAUUGAACGGACUCGAGGCUGAAUUCGAGCUGGAAGGGCAUCAGCUCAGCGCCCACAUUGAUAGGGCAUUGGAACAAUGGCCCCGCCUACGACAGAAGUAUUCUCGGCCACCCCCAGCCAGCGAUAGACUCUACUGGCCUGAUGUUGUCCAUCCGGACUCGUCGAAAGAAUGCGACGACGUGUGCAGCGACGAUCCCGCUUGCUUGGUGUAUCGAAAAGAACGGGGCGAGCAGGAGGAUGACCCUGCCAUCCAUUAUGGGUUGGUCGCUAGCGCAAACCAACUGAUGAAGGAUGCACUUGCUCGAGACAAGCUGGCGGCUAGUAUGGAUGUCCUUUGUUUCGAGAUGGAGGCGGCCGGCUUGAUGAACCACUUCCCGUGUUUGGUGAUCCGCGGAAUAUGCGACUACUCCGACUCGCACAAGAACAAGGUGUGGCAGGGCUUUGCGGCAAUGAUGGCAGCGGCGUACGCGAAGGAUCUCCUACGCCAGAUUCCUCCCAACAAGGUCGAGGCUGAGAAGCCCAUUAGCGAAGUCCUCAGUUCUAUCGAAUCCAUAGGAAAUGAAACCAGACAUGCGGUGAUGAGCAUGGCAUCUGACCAUCGUUUCGCCAAAAUCGACCGCUGGCUGUCCCCGCCAGAUUCUUCAACCAAUGCCAACUUGGCAAGAAAACAACGUCAUCCCGGCACUGGGGCCUGGCUUCUAAACAGUCCUGUCUUCCAGGAAUGGAAACUUGGGACACGUCAACAUCUAUGGCUCUAUGGUCUGGCAGGAUGUGGCAAGACCAUUCUAAGUACGACGAUUCUUGAUCAUCUUCUGCGAAUAGACAACCACACCACGCUUACCUUCUUCUUCGACUUUAGCGAUCCCAGGAAGCAGAAACUGGAGAAUCUCCUACGCUCGCUGGCAGUUCAGCUUUAUCAUACCGGGAACGAAGCGGCGAAAAGACUUGAUAGUCUUUUUACUUCCCAUGAUGAUGGACGGAGACAACCAGAUGCGAAUGCCUUAUCAGCCUGUGUUGACGCAAUGAUACAAAAUGCUGGAACAGUUUUCAUUGUCAUUGACGCUCUAGAUGAGUGUACAGCGAGGGAAGAACUGCUGCAAUGGCUGAAACAUGUAGCAUCCAGGAAGGCCCAGCUCAUCGUCACUAGCCGGCCUGAAGCAGACUUUCAACGGGAGAUCCCUCGCUUGUUCGAUGAGCGUAACUGUGUCUUACUUGACAAGCAGGCUGUCAACGCUGACAUACGCUCUUAUGUUGAGGCAACGCUUGAGCAGAAGCGUGAUUUCGUGGAUAAGAAGUUACCUCCAAGUAUUCUAGAGGAGAUUCGUGACAAAAUCGGGGAUGGAGCCGAUGGGAUGUUCAGAUGGGCAGCUUGUCAACUUGAUAGCCUUGCUCGGUGUUUAAGUCCAAGAGAUAUUAAGAUAGCUCUUAAAUCUUUGCCCCGCGAUCUCAAUGAGACAUAUCGCCGCAUGGUCCAAAACGUACCGUCGGAAUACAAGAGCAGCGCAAUUCGUCUCCUGCAAUUUCUCGUCUACACCAAGAGGCCUCUGACGCUAGCAGAAGCUAUCGAAGUGAUAGCUACCGAGAUAGAUCGAGAACCUCGGGGCUUCGAUGUUGAUGGCAGAUUAUCUCUGAAAGACGAUAUCCUACGAUACUGCCCCAGCUUGGUGAUAAUCGCCGAAGUCACGAACUACGCUGAGACCGUAGAGGAACUUCAUCUUGCCCACUUCUCUGUCAAAGAGUAUCUUCUUGAGCAAGCCCAAUUCAACCUCGAAAACGCCAGCAUUGCUAUCUCCAAAACUUGUUUGACAUACCUCACCGAUAUCAGGGGCAGUGACAGCACGAUCAGGCGUAAUUUUCCGAUGGCACUGUAUGCAGCAAAGUCCUGGAUGGACUACGCCGUUUUAGCCGAGACUUCUGAAGACAUCGUCCGAACCACGGUUAACUUUUUACGGGACGAGACAACAUUUCGACGGUGGUGUCACUUAUACCAGGCCGACCGCAGAUGGGAGGGUGAACCAGGACCUCCUAGAGCAUCCAGACUGUAUUAUGCUUGUCUAAGUGGACUCGCAGGGGCCGCAAGAGAUCUCACGACAGAGGGAGCUAAUGGCGGGCAACCUAGAGGUUAUGCAACUACUGCUGGAUAA